AUGUUCGACGCACAUAAGCCUCAUCCUCUCCUGGCACAGAUACCUCUGACGGUGUCGCCAUUCUUGUCGAUGCCCACUGCUGUCACGUUGCCAUAUAGUUUCCGCCAGGUGCCCACCUCACUACCUCCCUCCGUGCUCGAUGCUCCAAAUGGUGACAAGCCUAAGUAUAUCACAUCCUCAAGUGGGCAUACGGCUCAUCCAGACGACGUGAUUGCAUCAUGCAAGGCUCUCCAGGACCACCUUACGAAGUCGCACGAGGAUGGCAAGAAGGCAAUAGCCGAGUGGGAGCAAAGUAUCAAGGAUAGGGAAUUGGCUGAGAAGCGACGAAAGGCUCCAGGCUGGCUGGAUAUGGAUGAGAAGAUAUUAGAACCUGUCAAGGCAGGUUCGACCGCACAGAAGCAAGGCUUGCUGGACGAUGAGGCUUCACAGGUUGUCGCACCAGCUAUGUCUCCAAACAGAGAGGGCGAGGAGCUAGAUCGAGCGUUUGGUAGCCUUGGAAUCAAGUGA
Cyphellophora attinorum is the source of this 507-nucleotide messenger RNA. RefSeq lists its product as uncharacterized. The record is from RefSeq and is a predicted model, not a curated record. Lineage: Eukaryota; Fungi; Ascomycota; Eurotiomycetes; Chaetothyriales; Cyphellophoraceae. The transcript has a single exon. Bases 1 to 507 code for a protein of 168 amino acids.